Messenger RNA from Linum trigynum, 6822 nucleotides. Lineage: Eukaryota; Viridiplantae; Streptophyta; Magnoliopsida; Malpighiales; Linaceae. The record is from the annotation of a GenBank genome assembly.
AGUAAUAGUAGAUUUUCCUAUUUUUCUUAUGUUAGGCAAGGAUAAACAUCCCCCACCAAAAGUGGGAACAAAUUGAUAAGAAAUGAGCGGAAUGGGAAAAGUAAAAGAAAACAAGAUAAGAAGCAAACUGAAAAACGGUAGCUGAUGAGUGAGGAUUACCUAUUCAAACCCACCAAAUAUAACUUUCAAUCCAAUUGCGUAUUUAUCUUUAAACAUUAAAAAAAAAAAAUACAAGAAGAUCAGUAUUUAUAUAUACGUGGAUUCGUGCAAACAAACCAUCUAAAUCCCAUCUCCAUUAACCCCUCCACUUAACUGAACUCUCAGUUCCUCCUGUAUUCUCGUUUAGGACGUUUCUCUCUAAUUUUCCCCCGUACGUGUAACAUCUUUGUGGAGCUUCGCCUCACUCGUGCCUGUGUUUUUUUCUGAUUUCUUUCAUUUUCCCAUUGUUCAGAAUCCGAGUGUCGGGCGGCCGCGUCACGAUGGGAAUGAUCCGAAUCGGUGCCACAAGGAAAAAACAGAGUCCGGUUUUGGUGGUUGGAAUACUAGUGGUCGCUCUGUUUUUGGAGGCGGCGGAUGCAGAGUACCGGCGUUACAGAGAUCCAACGAAACCGAUGGGGGGCCGGAUCAGGGACUUGAUGGGGCGGAUGACAUUGCAGGAAAAGAUCGGCCAGAUGGUUCAGAUUGAUCGCAAAGUCGCUUCAGCUGACGUCGUGAAAAACUACUUCAUCGGAAGUAUAUUGAGCGGAGGAGGAAGCGUCCCGGGCCAGAAAGCUUCGCCGGAGGAAUGGAUCAAGAUGGUCAACGAGUACCAAAGGGGCGCCAUGUCGACCAGGCUAGGGAUUCCGUUGAUUUACGGGAUCGACGCGGUUCAUGGUCACAACAAUGUGUACAAUGCCACCAUUUUCCCUCACAACAUCGGCCUCGGAGCUACCAGAGAGCCAGCGCUGGUGAAGAAGAUAGGAGCAGCGACGGCGCUGGAAAUGAGAGCCACCGGAAUUCCUUACGCUUUUGCGCCCUGUAUCGCGGUGUGCAGAGAUCCGAGAUGGGGGCGGUGCUACGAGAGCUACAGCGAGGAUACGGAGAUAGUGAAGGCAAUGACGGAGCUAAUCCCAGGCCUCCAAGGAGAUGUUCCUGCUGACGCCCGCAAGGGAGUCCCUUAUGUUGCUGGAAAGAGGAAAGUGGCAGCCUGCGCAAAGCACUUUGUGGGCGACGGCGGGACGGUGAAGGGGAUCAAUGAGAACAACACCAUCAUCGACUGGAACGGCCUGAGAAGGAUCCACAUGCCUGCCUAUUUCGCCUCCAUCGUCAAAGGUGUCUCCACCGUCAUGGUCUCUUACUCAAGCUGGAACGGCGUCAGGAUGCACGCCAACCGCAACCUCGUCACCUCCUACCUCAAGGACACUCUCAAGUUCAGGGGGUUUGUGAUCUCUGACUGGCAAGGAAUCGACAGGCUCACCGACCCGCCACACGCCAACUACACUUACUCGGUAGAGAAAGCAGUUGCUGCUGGACUUGACAUGGUGAUGGUUCCACUAAACUACACGGAGUUCAUCGAUGACCUAACCCUACUGGUGAACAAAGGCGUGAUACCGAUGAGCCGAAUCGACGACGCCGUACGCAGAAUCCUGAGAGUUAAGUUCGUGUUGGGACUGUUUGACAACCCAAUGGCUGACGAUAGCAUGGUCAAUGAGCUUGGCAAGCAAGAGCAUAGAGAACUGGCGAGAGAAGCAGUGAGGAAAUCGCUUGUGCUGUUGAAGAACGGCAAAGACGGUAGUAGUAUCCUGCCACUCCCUAAGAAGGCUCCCAAGAUACUGGUCGCCGGCUACCACGCUCACAAUCUUGGCUACCAGUGUGGUGGAUGGACCAUCGAAUGGGAAGGAUUCAGUGGCAACGAUAGAACCCCUGGAACGACAAUCCUGACAGCCAUAAAAGCCGCAGUCGACCCGACCACCAAAGUCACCUACGAGGAAGCCCCAACAGCAGACUACGUGAAGGCCAACGACUUCUCGUACGCCAUUGUGGUAGUGGGAGAGCAUCCCUAUGUGGAAACGGGAGGAGACAACCUCAACCUGACCAUACCGGAUCCCGGCCCAGCCACCAUUCGGAAUGUCUGCGGAUCGGUGAAAUGCGUCGUCGUUUUGAUCUCCGGCCGUCCGCUGGUGAUCGAGCCGUACGUUGACUCAAUGGACGGCCUCGUGGCGGCUUGGCUCCCCGGCACGGAAGGUCGAGGCGUGACUGAUGUGUUGUUUGGCGACUAUGGCUUCACUGGGAAGCUUCCGAGGACGUGGUUUAGGAGAGUGGAUCAGCUGCCUAUGAAUGUUGGGGAUAAACAUUAUGACCCGCUCUUCCCCUUUGGAUUUGGGCUCACCACUGAACCGGUGAAAGGGAAUUAGAGUAGGGGAUUCUUUUCUUCUCAUCAUUGGCUAGUUCUUAUUGUUUUUUUUUUUUGUCAUAAAUUUCUUAUUGUAUUAUUGGACCAAUUAGUAUUGAUCGAAUUCUGCUCAUCAUAUAUCCUGGUAAACUGCAAAUUCAGUGUUCAUACUAAAUACAAUACUGGAGGGGGGCAGUGUUUUUUUGCUUGCCUGUGCAUACAUGCGCGUAGAUACCAUGUUUAAGCCUACAAAUUUAAGCAAAUGCUUAUAGCAUUUUUAUUGGCUAUUAGAAAUCUAGGUAGUUAGUGAUUGAUUAGUAGUUAAUAGGUUGUUGAGGAUAAAUGGGAUAUUAAUUUUUUUAAUUAAUCUUCACCAAUAUAAAAAAAAAAUUAAUGUUAGUAAUUACUAAUUUCUUUAACUAAACAAUGUCGUCUCCUUAGUGCCGCAGUGUUACUCUUGCCUUGCCCGACUAUGAGGGUAUCAAGCAACGUUGGGAUAUGGUCAAGCGAAUUCACGACAUUGUUUUAUAUCAAACACUGUCGUUUUCUAAUCCGCAGUAUCGUUUUUAGCUAAACAACACCGCUUGGUUCUACCCGCGACAUUGCUUUUCUUUCAACGACACCGUUUUUUUUAUCAUGCGACAUCGAAUCAAAUGUCGAGACUCAUUAAUGCGGCAUUUAAUUUAAUCCAGAUUAAUUUUAUGUGUAAACAAUGCCCACCCAACUUAGUUUAUAAGAAUCGAUUCUUAUGAACUAAGUUGAUGACAUAAUUUUGUCACCUAAAAUAAAUAUGAUCAAAAUGACCAUAAAUUUUACAAUGCUAAUGAGAGAAGAAGUUGGCCAUAUUUGGCUCAACCAACCAGCAAGCAAAGCAACGCAUUAUAUGGUUACUAAGACAUUCAAUGCUCAAGAUCAAUUACCAAGCCCAAACAAUAUUGCAAUGAGAUCAUAAAAUGAACCGUGAUUUACCUUUACUUCCAGCCCUCCUUGCAAUGUUGUGCAGUCAAAAGGCCGCCACUUCUCUUUUCCUGAUCUCUUGCUCCAAACAACGCUGCGACUUACAAGGCUCCAUCUUUGGCCAGCUUGCCCAGCCAUCAAAACUUUUUAGGCCAUAUGGGUCUCUCCUUUAAGAAGUAAUAAAUCCAUAUUGCGGUGAAGCAGCCGCAACAUUGCUCUUGCCAAUUAUAUUAUUUAUUUUGUCCGACCCCAUACUACAAUGUGGCGGCCGUCUAACAAUACUGUUUUGGCUCACAACUUAACUUUCACUCAUCACUGCAGUGAUAUCAUGGCCAAAUGACAUUUUUUUGGCCAAUCAUCUUACGCAACAUUGCAAUGUUGUUUGUUAAACAAAUAAGUAUGCGAGUCACAGCUUUGGCCGAAUUCUUAUUUUAUUUCAUUGCCUUCAACAGUUCGGCAAGUUCCACAGAGCUGUUUGAACUCUCUUUCUUUGCCAGCAACUCUGCAGCAAUCUCAACAAAGCUGCUCGCCCCCUUUUUUUUUAGUUUAUCUAUCAUGCGGCCAUACAAAUUUAUAUUUAAAUUUUUCUAUUUAUUUGGCCGCAGUGUUUCAACAACCUUUUAUUCCCACAACACUGCUUGUCCCAAAACAACAUGGUUUUUUCGACAAUCUAAUUCUAAACACAAACGACCAAUUUUGUUCCUCUCCUAUCACUACAAGAAAAAUGGCUUUUUGCAACCAAACAAAUUGGUUACUAAGGUAAAAAUUUGGUUAUAAAUACCUUUUUGCGACCAAAAUUUUUUGGUAGCAGCAUUGGUCACUAUAGCUGCGUUACUAAUUCCUAGCGCAACCAAAAUGUGGAUUGGUAGCAAAAAAGAAAGCUUUCGCAACCAAAAUCUCCAAUGGUAAAAAAACCUUACUUUUUCGCGACCAUUUUAAUUUGGUUGUUAUAGUCCAACCUAAUGGUUGGGAAAUAUAAUUGAUUGGUCGCGAAAAAUAAAAAUGACAACCAAUUUUAUGUGACUAUUAGUAACCAAUUUUUUUAAUCGCAAAUAUAAUUUACGUACGUUUUAUAGGUGACCAUUCAAUUUGGUCGGGAAAUUAACAUAUGUCAACCAAUUAUAUCAUUACAACGACCAAUUGUUUAGGUUACGAAAAUUUAAAGCAACCAUGAAAUUUGGUCGUGAAAAGCACAUAUGCCGACCAAUUAUAUCAUUUUAGACGACUAAUUAUAUUUGUUAUAAAAUUUUAACACAACCAUAACAAUUGGUCGUGAAAAACAUAUAUCUCAACCAACUAAAACAUUUUGGUGACCAAUAGAAUUGGUUAUGAAAGUUUAACGCAACCUUAAAAAUUGGUCGUCAAAGAUACAUAUGUUGACCAAUCAUAUCAUUUUUGGCAACUAAUCAUUUUAGUUAUGAAAUUGUUAUGCAACCAUAAAAUUUGGUCAUCAAAAAUCCAUAUACCGACCAAUCAUAUUAUCUUAGGCAACUAAAUUUAUUAGUUAUAAAAAUUGAACACAACCAUAAUAAUUGGUCGUAAAAUAUAUGAAUGGCGACCAACCAUAUCCUUUACAACUAAUUCUUAUGGUUAUAAAAGUUUAAAUGCAAUCAUAAGAAUUGGUUGCGGAAAACAUAUACGCCAACCAAAAAAUUCAUUUUAUAUGACCAAUUUUUUCGGUGAGAUUUGAGUCACUAAAAUGAAAAUAUAAAAAAUUAAUAGAAUUAUAAUAAAAAAAUUAUUUCAUAUAACAAAAUUGUUUACCAACCAAAAUUAUAAUUAUACAAUUUAUUGUUUAGUGACCAAAAUCACAAUUACACAAUCUAUUGUUUAGUAAACAAAAUUACAAUUUAUGUUUUGAAGGAAAUCACGGUUGUCGACUAGCUUGUUGCUUGCCUUCGUACUCCUUGAGCGUUAACUAAUGGUUCCUAAUUAGUGAAAGACAGCCCUUGUCCCAGCUAAGUAAUGGUAAGCUAAAAUCCAAGUGAUCAUUUCAGGACCCAAAAAAACACAAAGUGAAUGGAAAGCUUGUGAAAAUGAAUUAUUAGUAUUGAUCUCACAUAGAAAGCUGUGUUAACGCCAGCGGUGUAGCCAGAUUGGAGCUUGAUGGAAGUGCCAAAAUACUCAGAUCGAUACGAUUUCACUAACUUGAACCCACUUCCUGUAAAAAAAACAUCACAAGGCCCAACUAAAGGCCAACAAAGUAUCACAGGACUUUACCUAUAAAUAUGCUCCUAGGUCUUCCAAGUAAGGGAUCUCUUCUUCUACUCUCCUCAUUUUGACAUAUCAUAUCUCUCUCUACAUUGUCUCUCUCUACAUUGGUUCGUAAGACUAAUGUUGAUCGUCCGAGUGUAGAUACAGGGGCCAUCCCCACCCUUUCACAGAUCGACGGUCACCUUGUUUCUUGGCUGAAACAAUUAGCGCGCCAGAUAGGAGUAAACCAAAUUGUAGAAGAAGAAGCCUUUUGAUGGAUAGUCCAGAUCCGAUCGUCGUGAUCGUGGUUUGUUUCUUCUUUCUCUGUUCCCUUCCCUAAAACCUUGUUUUGUCUUUUGUUCUGGUUCCACAAAAAUCGUUAGAAUGAGCUGGAGAAAUAGGGGCAUCCUUGUAGCUUUCAGAUAUUCCUAUGUUGUCGGUAAUAGAAAAAGGCCUUGUGCGAACCGAGUUUCAAUCCAACUUUCCUUCCCACCGCAACCAUACAUGACCCCAUCAAUCCCUUUUCUAUUUUCAUUUUUUCUUCCGUUGAUGUUUAUAUUGUUUAUUCUGUUCCAAUCACCCCCUCCCACAAUAUAUGAACUGAACAAAAAAAUAAAAAGGGGAGUGAGAUAGAGAAUUUCAUAUCUACUUUCUCUCUCCUAACUAGGGUUUCGGGUGGGAGAAGAAUCGGUAGAGAAAGCUCAACCUCUACAUGAUCCAUCCUGAUCGAAGAAGAAGAUGGUGGCAAAAAAAAAGGUCACCCAGAUUCCGCCAAAUCUCACCCGCCUCCGGCUAGAGUAAUACCCGAGCCCAAUGGAGCUGAUAAGUAAGCAAAGGCGCGCCUCUCCGGCAAAGACGCGCUUAAAAGGUGUAUUGCGCUUGUGGACUCCUCAUUCUCUCUAGCAACACGACCUAGCGGUUUCUUUUUUAUAAAAAAGUGUGUGAUAAGAAAUUGGAGCAAUAGGCGCCCAGCAAUGGAUUUAGGCGCUUUCAAAGUCGAGGAAUAAUGCAGAGGCGGAGAGCACCGAGUAAUGGAUUUAGGAGCCUUCAAAGUCGAAGAAUAAUUCAGAGACCGAGACCACGCAUGGCUCUCGAGCGUCACACCCCUUCGUUCAUUCUCUGAGUUUGGAGCGCCUGACAGAGGUAGAUAUUCUGAAAUUUUGUGAUGGAAGGAGAGCGCAUACCUCCCAAAUGCUAGAUUCCCUUGGCGACUCGCCGAAUUGGGAGGCACUUUGUCAGGAAAAUCUACGGUGAGAAAAGCUGGAGGAACCGAGAAAUUAAAAUGAAAAGGAAGUCCCCAU